Messenger RNA from Helianthus annuus (common sunflower), 1024 nucleotides. Its product is annotated as armadillo repeat-containing protein 7. The transcript has 9 exons. The coding region runs from base 398 to 934 and encodes 178 amino acids. The record is from RefSeq and is a predicted model, not a curated record. NCBI's taxonomy places the organism in Eukaryota, Viridiplantae, Streptophyta, Magnoliopsida, Asterales, Asteraceae. Gene Ontology annotation, molecular function: protein binding.
CUAGGAUUUACUUACAUGCGCCCUUUCCUGUUUAUUCCUCAAACGCAAACACGCACAGAACACAGAAGUCAGUCGUCUCCCCACGCCGGAGCCACUCCAGCCUCCACAAGCAGCCCCUUCCCUCCCUCACUCACUUUCUUCAGCCCUUCAGACAAAGAAAACGGGCCUAAAUCAAUAAAUGAUUUGAAGCUCAUAAAUACUGGAAAGAUAUUGGAAAACAACAAAACUCUUGUGGAAUCAAGAUCUCCGGUCAGUGAAAUCCCGGGAGGCGCCAUCACUUUGCUUGUUGGAGAUUACAGGGACUGAAACCAAUCAACCAAGAAGCAAUCGAACCACCGGUGACCCGGUUCUGUUGACUGUUGGCUUCCACGGCUCCUCCAGAAACCCUUAUUACCAUAUGUUCACUAAUAAUCGAAGACAAGAAGAGCGCACCGGAAAAUAUGGCACUCCUAGGGUACAAUACCUUCAGGAACUUGUGGGCCAGUUUCAGAAUGCGUCUAGUGAAGAGUCGAAGGAGAAAAUCGUUGCUAAUUUAGCAAACUUUGCAUAUGAUCCCUACAACUAUACGUAUCUGCGUCAGCUUAAUGUUUUGGAACUUUUCCUCGACUGCAUAACAGAACCUAAUGAGAAGCUUAUAGAGUUUGGUGCCGGAGGGAUCUGCAAUUCGUGUGUCGAUCCUGCAAAUGCUGCGGUGAUAACUAAAUGUGAUGGAAUACCUCUCCUUAUACAGUGUUUAUCAAGUCCUGUUAAAAAUACGGUGAACUAUGCUCUUGGGGCUCUAUAUUAUCUCUGCAAUGAAUCUAAUAAGGAGGCUAUUUUGAGGCCAGAAGUGGUGGAUAUCAUUAAAAGAUAUGCAGCUGCAGGUUCAGUUAGUGUUAGCUUUAGCAAUCUUGCUCAAGCUUUUUUAGAUAAGCAUGUCCCAGAAAACCAUUGACUAUCAUGUUGACUUAUGGUAAUUAAUCAUCUCAUUAUUACUAUAAUUGUUAUUUAAAAUCACUAAAUUAGUCAGAAUUGUUGGUUGGAU